AUGCUCAGGCGGCAAAUUCAGGAGUCAGAUCGGUCACUCUCUGAGGUUAUCGGCCUGGCCGAGCUGUUCUUCAUCGAGAAGCCAAGUGGAGGCUGCAACUUGGCUGUGUUGACGAAGGCGAGAAGCGGGGCGGAUGCGGUGGCUGACAAAGCCGGAGGCCAAGCCACCAGAGGCGACGAAGCUGCAGAGAAAGCGGAUGCAGCCAAGGAAGCGGCCGAAGCAGCAGAGAAGGAGGAAGCCGAGAAGGCCGCAGAGAGGGCCGCUGCAGAGAAGGCAGAGGCCGAACGAGCGGACAGGGCGGCAGCGGAGAAGGCAGCAGCGGAAAAGGCAGCAGCAGAAAAGGCCGCAGCAGAGAAGGCAGCGGCAGAGAAAGCAGCAGCAGAGCAGGCGGCAGCCGAUAAAGCAGCAGCGGAGAAGGCAGCAGCAGAGAAAGCAGCAGCAGAGAAAGCGGCAGCAGAGAAAGCAGCAGCAGAGAAAGCUGCUGCGGAGAAAGCUGCUGCGGAUAAAGCAGCAGCGGAAAAGGCCGCAGCGGAGAAGGCCGCUGCCGAUAAAGAAUUCGCUGAAAAGCUUGCGCAAGAUCAGGCGCAGAGAGCCCAGCAGGCUUCCGCGGCGGCGCUCGCCGCGGGCAAGGCGCAAGCAGCAGCCGAAGCCGAGUUGCGGAGUCGCCGUCAGGAAGUGACAAGACUGAAGAACGACAUCGAGAGGGCCCGUGAGUCCGCGACGGCGGAGAGGGAGCGCCUGUCCCAGCUCAAGUGGCGACGCGAGCAGGCGCUCAGUGGCGUCGAGAAGCUCUCAGCGCAAAUCGGGCAUCCAGACAUGGCAGACUCCGAAGAGGUGCUGAAAGCCCAGGCAGAGGUUCGAAAGGCCGCGGAGGCCGCAGAGAAGCUGCGCGCGGAACUGAAUCAGAAGAAGAACAACCUGUCCGCCAUGAUGCUCAUCCGGAAGAAGCUGAAGAAGAAGUUGACAAACGUGCAGGAUCAGAGCCAGCUACAGGCGGUGCUCGCCGAAAAGCUGGAGGCAGCGACGCUCUCGCGGCUCAUGGCCGAGGAGAGAGUGGAGGAGCUCAAGUUGGAGCUCGCCGAGGCUGAGUUGCGCCGGGAUGAAGAGGCAGAGGAGCGUGCGCGCCUGCUUGUCAGCGCGGCCGCGAUCGCGGACUGCGCUGCUGCCCCGGCGCCUGCCGCGCCACCGGACUCUGAGGAUGGCGCCAUGGCUGCUCUGACGAAGCUUCAGAACCGCAAGAAAAAGGCGCCAGAGCCAGCUCCGGCCGAGCCAGCGCCGGUAGAGCCUGCGCCGCCACCUGCAGAGGAACAGGAGGCGUCCCGCACCAUUGCCAAGCGGAGUGCAGAUCUGGAUUCCUAUCAAGAGGCUCUGCGAUUGCUGCACCAGGGCUCGCAGCAAGAGGUUCAAGAGCUGCACAAGAGAAUCUCUGAGCUGGACCGGGACUCCAACAAGGUGCCAAAACUGAAGCAGGAUCAGAAGGCGCUGACAAACAGGCAAAACCUGCUCCAAGAGCGCAUGGCCGACCUGGAAACCGAGGCUUACGAACUUGAGCAGACAGCACAGGCCGGGAAUGAGCUGCUGGAGAUCCGCAACAGCGUCGUGCAUGAGCUGCGCCAGGAGGUGGAGAUGCGCGAGGCGCGGCUGAGGAGCCUCGAGGAGUUGGUUCUCAAAUUGGACGAAGAGCGAAGCCGUCUCAAAAAGGAGGCCAGCCAAGAUGCCGAGAAGGCGCAGGAGCUCCUGAAGGAGGUGAUGGAAUUGGCCCAUGGGGGCGCUCGCGAGGAGUCCGUCAUUGUCACUUCCGCUCCGGUCCACUCGCGACUGGCUGUUGCCUCUGUCCAGCGCAGCUUGGCACAGCUGGACUUGGUGACCUGCCGAGCCAAGGAGAAUGCCUUCCGGGAUGGCGUCCCCGAGCCCUGGCGACAGGAGCUCGAGGGCACUGCCCAGACGGCGGCCGCGAAGUCGCUGGCGCUGAGCGAGGUGCGUCGGCGGGCCGCGGGCGCAGCCGAGCGAGCGGCUGCACGAUGGACAUCCAGCCAUGAGGGAUUCAUUCUUGCACGUUCCAAGCCCAAAGAGCACGAGUACCGAGCUAUGUGUGCGGAGACAGGAAUGUGGACAAACGGAGCUUUCUGGCUCAGAACCAUGAGGCACACCAACAAGAUACUCAGACAGAGCAUCCUUGGAAGAACAAGUGGCAGGUAUUCGCUGCUGGAUGAGUGGACGAAUUCUAGAGUGCGGAUGGUACCCACUAAUGGAACGACGUCCUUCUUCAAAGCGCAGAUUCCACCUUUGCUGACUCCAGCUGAGGCCGAGCACUCCUUCCUUGGCAGCAUCAUGCACCUACAAAUUCCCUCAUCAUUACCGGGAAGGGUCGGUGAACGCAGCCCUCUGCCAGCCAGUGCUUGCGGCGGUCGCUGGGGACAGCGUGACCUCACCAGCCACGACGUCCGCCACAACUUGCUGCGGAUGAUCCGUAACAACGCCGGCCAGCUUGCAAGGCCCGAUGCGUGCCUGGAUGUGAACCAAUGGCUGCUCUCAGGAGAUGUUCUGCGAUCUUCAUCCGUGCAUGUUGUUAGAGAGGUUCCCCGUCGUCUGGCAGUGCUGGUUUGCAGAUUUCAAAGCAUGCUGGCGGGGGGCUUCUUCACAAGGCGGGCGCGAUGUGUAGCAGCGUCCCAACUGCCAGAACCAGCCUGUCCUGUUCAGUCCGAGCCGAAGCAAGCAGCAGAAGAAGGCCAACAAUCCCAGGAACGCCUUCGACCGCGGCUCAUCUCGAAGGCUUUAAGCGCAGUCCAAGACUUGGAGAAGGUGGCGAGCGCUCCGACCGCUGAUGCAGCCGGGGCCUUAGAAGUUCGCCUUUGGGGCAGCAUGGAUGUUAUUGGCCAGUUGAAAACUGUGACCUUCCAGACUGGGACCUUUUUGGUUGCAUGGUCAUGGGUGCUCGUCUACUAUGCCAUCUCCCAUGUGGCGGCUGGCGAAUCCCCCCUAGAGGACCAGAUUGGCUUUGGUGGUCAUGGGAAGCCUCAGAAGAUCUUCGUGUUGAUGACAGAGUAUGUGGUGGUUUGCGGGAUAACGGUGCUCUUGUUGGAGAGACUGCAUGCCACCGGUGGGAACGAGGCAUUGGCCGGGGCUUUGGCCUUCUUUCCAUCACCCGUCUUUAGCGGCAAACUGCUUCAGUUCUUGGGUCAAUUUUCAUCCAAUGGCUUCAAUCUUGCACUGCUGAAUGUGCUGACAACCGCAGUGGUUGCUGCUGCAGUGCACGCAGCACCUCGAACUGGGCGGUUUGGCUCGCUUGGGGACGUCAUGCGCGACACAGUUGGUUUUGGCUUGGGGGUUUCUUGGAACGUCCUGGUUAGCCGAAGCGAGCCCGCUGAGUGCCGACUCGCCGCCCGAACAGUUUAUUUAGGCGUGGUUCUUCUGCUUGCAGCGCGUCUAGCGGCGCCACCGCCCAGCUUCGACUCCUUGAAGUCGCGCAUUGCGGCAUUGCUCUCCUUUGCCGUACGUGUGGUGUGUGCGUUCGCAUUGGCUGAUUGGCUGAAGGCAGCUCUACCGCCAGGACCUUUCUACGGCGUGCUUAGCCUCGUGGGCUUGGUUGCUUUUGCGGCCCAAAUGGGCCAAUUGCUCGCAGCGGCAGAUCUCGAACGAGCGCAGGCGGUGGCGAAGGACAAGGCUGCCAAGCAGGGCUGGGGCUCCUGCCUUCUUCGUGCUUUGGUGUUCGUGCCCUGCGUUUGGUGCUGCUGCCCGUGGGUGCCAAUUCUGUGGCUCCUCAAAAGUGGCAUCCAAGGCACAACCGGCAGAUGGACAGAGCUGGCUGCUGAUGUGUGUUCCCUGGCAGCUUCAGUUGUAGGCACCGGCUUGCUCACAGGAGCAAUUGACAGCGCAGCAGCAUACCUGCAGAUUUGCCAGCUGCAGGGCUGUGACGUGUUUCAGUUCCUCACCUUAGAAGUUGCUUUUGCAGCCCUUACAUCCAUCGUCUUGCUGCCACUGCUGAAUCGGCUUACGCAGGGCCAUGACCUUCAUCACCCUGAAGGCGAUGUAGAAGGCGUCCCUUACGUUCUUGUGCCUCCACCAGAGCCAGGCUUUGUGGUGCGAUAG
This is a messenger RNA of Symbiodinium natans, 4089 nucleotides long. Lineage: Eukaryota; Dinophyceae; Suessiales; Symbiodiniaceae. The record is from the annotation of a GenBank genome assembly.